Panicum virgatum (switchgrass) is the source of this 2640-nucleotide messenger RNA. RefSeq lists its product as uncharacterized. The coding region runs from base 106 to 2241 and encodes 711 amino acids. The record is from RefSeq and is a predicted model, not a curated record. Gene Ontology annotation, biological process: intracellular signal transduction. Lineage: Eukaryota; Viridiplantae; Streptophyta; Magnoliopsida; Poales; Poaceae. The transcript is spliced from 6 exons.
CGCUCCUCGCCGCUGAGACCAAAUCCCAGAUCCCCGUUACGCAGCUGAAGGAAUACCGUUCCGUUCGUAAACCCAGGCACGGGCCCGGGAGCCGAGAGGAGCGCCAUGGGAGAAGAGACCCUCGUGGCCAUGCCGCUCGCGCCCCACCACCACGGCCACCAGCACCAUCACCACGCCCGCCUCGACGCGCUCCCGCACCACGCCGCCCCCGCGCAACCGCCUCAGCAGCAGCAGGCGCCUCCGCCGGAGCCAAUCCCGGCGGACAAGGAGGAGGAACGGGACCGUGGCGGCGGCGGCGUCGACCCGCCGGCGCCAGUCCCGCGGCCGGAGGCCGCGCUCGCCGCCGAGGUGGGGGAGGACGUGUACUACGCGCGCAGGAUGCUGCAGGGCGCAGUGCUGCGGCCGCCGCCGCACCUGCCGCAGCCGGAGGCGCCGCCGGGCCUGGCCAGGGCGCUCUCCGCGCCCGCGCGCCCGCACGGCCACGCGGAGGAGGAGGAGGCGGAGGAGGAGGCGGGAGGGAAGCAGAGACCCGUGGAUCGCUCAGCCUCCGCGAACUCCGCCGUCGUGGACGUGGCGUCCAUCGGGCGGUUCCUCCGCGACCGCCGCGACGUGCUGUCGUCGGCCAUCACCCGCCGCAUCUCGUCGCUCAAGGAGCCCACGGCGGCGCCGGCCGCGGCCGACACCUACGGCGUGCAGGAGAUCCACCUGCCCAACGUGAAGGUCACGGUGCGCCUCAAGGACGCGAUCGCCGCCGACGCCGCCGAGGACGACGACGGCGUCGCCCUGGGCGGCGUCGGCGGCGACGCCUACUCCUUCUCGGGCGGGCACAUCAAGGGCCGGGUGAGCUUCUUCUCCCGCUCGGGCUGCCGCGACUGCGCCGCCGUGCGCGCCUUCUUCCGGCAGUCCGGCCUGCCCUACGUGGAGAUCAACCUGGACGUGUUCCCGGAGCGCGAGGCGGAGCUGGCCUCCCGCGCGGGCGGCGCGGCCCGGGUGCCCCAGAUCUUCCUCAACGAGAAGCUCCUGGGCGGGCUCGUCGUGCUCAACUCCCUGCGCAACAGCGGCGAGUUCGAGCGCCGCGUGCGGGAACUCGCGGGCCGGCGGUGCCCCGACUCGGCGCCCCGGGUGCCCGUGUACGGAUUCGACGACGAGGCCGGCGGCAAGGAGGACGCCAUGGUGGGCGUCGUGAGGGUGCUCCGGCACCGGCUGCCGAUCCAGGACAGGUUCGUCCGGGUGAAGCUCGUCAAGAACUGCUUCUCCGGCGCCGACAUGGUGGACGCCAUCGUGAACCAUCUGGAGUGCGGCAGGAGCAAGGCGGUGGAGAUCGGCAAGGAGCUCGCAAGAAAGCACUUCAUCCACCAUGUCUUCAGGGAGAACGACUUCGACGACGGCAGCCAGAACCUGUACCGGUUCCUGGAGCACGACCCUGCCGUCCCCAAGUACUACAACUUCCGGGGCUCCACCAACGACGGCGAGCCCAGGCCGGCGGCCGCCGUCGGCCACAGGAUGACCAAGAUCAUGCUCGCCAUCCUGGAGGCCUACGCCUCCGACGACCGCCGCCACCUCGACUACAGCCGCAUCGCCGCCAGCGAGGAGUUCAGAAGGUACGCGAACCUGGUGCAGGAGCUCCAGCGGGCGGACAUGACCGCGCUCCCCGCGGAGGAGCGGCUGCCCUUCUUCCUGAACCUGCACAACGCGAUGGCCAUCCACGCCGUGAUCCGGGUCGGCCAGCCGGGCGCCGUCGACCGGCGGCCCUUCUUCUCCGACUUCCAGUACAUCGUCGGCGGGCACCCCUACUCCCUCGCGGCCAUCAGGAACGGCAUCCUCAGGGCCAACAGGCGGCAGCCGUACACGCUGGCCAAGCCGUUCGGCUCCAACGACAGGAGGCUCGAGGUCGCGCAACGGAGGGCGAAUCCGCUCGUGCACUUCGCGCUGUGCGACGCGACGCGGUCGAGCCCGAUCGUCCGGUUCUACACGACGCAGGGCGUGGAGCCCGAGCUCCGGCACGCGGCCAGGGAGUUCGUCCUCCACGGCGGCGUUGAGAUCGACCUGGAGAGCCGGACCGUCCACCUCACCAGGAUCAUCAAAUGGUACAGCGCUGACUUUGGGCAGGACAGGGACAUUCUCCGGUGGCUCCUCAACUACCUGGACCCGACCAAAGCCGGCCUCUUGACGCACCUCCUCAACGACGGCGGUCCGAUCAGCAUCUCCUACAUGAACUAUGACUGGUCCCUGAACGUUUGAGAGGAUUCAUCCAAGUCUACUUGUGCGUACAUUGGUGAAGCUUGGGGGCGAGCCACGACCCACGAUACAGUCAGAGUUGCAGUCAGUUGGGUUGGCCAUUGGCUAAUGGCCAAUAGGACGAACCACUGAGCAUAGAUGUCAGAAGUAUGUGGAGCAUAAUCAGUGGAGGGAAGCCUGGAGUAUGUAUAUAGCAUUGUGAGCUCCAAUAGGGAAAGAAAAGAGUAGGUUUAUGUGGGGAAUGCACUCUUUUGUUUAGGUGUUGCAUUUUUCGUAUUGAAGAGGUGUAUGCAGUUUGGUAAUGAUGAAGUGACGCAGAACAUUUGGAAACUUGAUGAUAUGUAGGAUUUAUGCUUUCCUUUAGGGGGAGAAAUGAUUAUCUUUUAUUUCACGCAAUUGAAA